Dictyostelium discoideum AX4 is the source of this 324-nucleotide messenger RNA. RefSeq lists its product as hypothetical. NCBI's taxonomy places the organism in Eukaryota, Evosea, Eumycetozoa, Dictyosteliales, Dictyosteliaceae. The coding region runs from base 1 to 324 and encodes 107 amino acids. The transcript has 2 exons. The record is from RefSeq and is a predicted model, not a curated record.
AUGGCAUUAAAAGAAAAAGAUAAAAUUUUCCAAAAUAUCAAAGUAAAUUGGGUCCAGAUAAAUUGGAGAGUCCUUCUAGGUAGUACCGCUUCCAUUACAUUUUCACCUUCAAAUAGUGGUGGUGGUGGUAAUGUAGGAAGUUAUCCAUUUAAAGAUAACAAUUUUUCAUUUCCAACAGAAAGUCAAAUAAAACCUUAUAAAUCAAUUAAACAAAUUUUAGCAAUGGAGCCACAACCUCCAUCACCAAUGUUUCCAUCUUAUCAAAAUAUUGAAAUUUCUCAAACUUGUCAACCUGUUAAAAAAUAUUGUGAUAUAAAGGUUUAA